Coregonus clupeaformis (lake whitefish) is the source of this 1782-nucleotide messenger RNA. It is a transcript of the gene ccndbp1, whose product is annotated as cyclin D-type binding-protein 1. The record is from RefSeq and is a predicted model, not a curated record. Gene Ontology annotation, biological process: regulation of cell cycle. The coding region runs from base 111 to 1139 and encodes 342 amino acids. Gene Ontology annotation, cellular component: nucleus. The transcript has 12 exons. Lineage: Eukaryota; Metazoa; Chordata; Actinopteri; Salmoniformes; Salmonidae.
CCAGAGUGCAUUGCAUGGUGCCGUUACUAAUGCCAGACUCCACUCUAUGAGGCACAUCGAUCAGCACUGCAGCAUGAAGUUGUGCGUUCCGCGCGUGUGUACAUGGUGCCAUGAGUGCUGAUAAUUCUUGUGCGGACGUAUCAGUCCCUUUACGAAAUGUCCUGAACUCGGUCCAGUGUGUUCGAGACCGAGUAAAAGAUGGGGAGUCCAACGAGUCCAGUGGGAUGUUCAACCUGUCAAACUUUUGGGAUACGCUGACUCAAGCAGUGAAAGCAGCCUCACAGGAAGCCACUAAACUCAGCCUUGCCUUCUCUAAGCCUCCCCUGCCAACACAAGAGGAUGGUGAGAAGCUUGCUGAAUCCAUCCAGAAGAGCGUAUUGGCACUAUCCACUGUCUAUUACUGGUUGCCCAAAAGCCAUGGUAUCACAUUGAGGAGACUGGUGAGAGAUGCCACAGCUGAGGUGCUAGAUGGCAUUGUGCAACUGGUGGACGUCAUCCUCAGUUCCCCACUACAGAGUUUAUCACAGGAACAGCUCCAAUCUACGGGUGGGGUAUGGUCAGCGUGUGACCAGUUUGCACACUUACCAAGAGAUAACCGGGCAGCAGUGCUGGGGGUCUUGGAGUCCUAUAUCGGGGUGGUAAAGGAUGCCAUAGAGGAGAUGGAACAGGCGCAGGCUGAGAGCCAGGACCCAUUCAGUGACGUGCUGGAUGACGAGGACCUGGACGCGCGGGGCAACCAGGACACGUACUGGUCCGAGGAGGACCGCCAGCUCAUUGCGCCCUGCCAGGGCCUGAUGAAAGCAUCCGCCGCCUGCCUGAGGAAGCUGUUGUCCGCCGUCAAGGCCAAUGGCAACGUAAGCAUGCCGGAGUGUGUGGCGCAGCUGGACGACCUGGCCGACAUCGCCAAGGAGGUCAGCCCCAGUGUUGAUGACCUGGCGCUCAGUCUCUACCCACCCAUGGAUUACUCAGGAGUGGAUCAAAACGCAUGUAAACUGACCUUGGUGCUAAAGAAAGUGUUGGAUAUCAUCAGGGCGAGUCACGUGUGUUUAGAAGCAGACCUGAACUGGGUGCAGUUUCUGGACGGGGCCCUGGAUCACAACCUACAGAAGAUCAAAGCUCUGAUUCAAGGCUCCAGCUAGACGAUGAGGGGAGGGUGUGCGUGAGGCGAAUGGAGACAAGGGUGUGCGUGUUUAUGGAGAAAGGAAAGGUGUGCGCAUGUGUGAAGAGGACUGGGGGCCUGAGCUCAAUGGACUGGGACUUUGUUGAAUGUUACAGAAGUGUGUGUACUCCCCCCUUGUGUACACACUCUCUAUACAUCAUUUAGACAGCAGACAUAUUACCAACUUUACUGCAAGCCAAACAUUUGCAAAACAUAAAAAUCUUGCUUCAUGAGUGUAUAAAUAUUUAUAGAUGGAUUUUGGCUUUACGACUCAUAAAGCCAGACGCUUUGCAGAGGCAUAAGCCUGUUUGGAAAGCUUUCUCUAAUCAACAGGCUUGAAUUUACAAAGAACAAUAACAAGAAGAUGCCGUUUGAAUAUACCUCUGUUUUCAUAGCAUUUCUACACUGUCAAACUAUAGUAUUAUACAUUGAGGGAAAGCGAUUUCUGUUUACUUCUGCUGCCCACUUUUUAAUCAUUUGAAUUUUUGCAGAAUAUUGUUCAACAAUUUGACUAUCAACAGUAAUGAAGACCAUGCUAUAAAAUUUGAUUUUUUUAUUAAAUCUCAAUGACCGGCACUAUGUAAAUACAAAAUAAAAGUAACUCGCCUUGCACUCAAACAUGA